AUGGUGCGCCGAGGUCAUGCGGGGCUUUGUAGGGUCAUUCGGAGCUUUUUCUACGAAGCCCCGCAUGACCUCGAGUCAAGAUUAAAGUUUUUUAUAGCAUCAGACAGUCGAGUCUGUAGCAAAUGGAAGCCUGCAGAUCCUUGCAGGCCCGGGCAGUGGUACUUCCUCUGCAACUUUUAUACAACUUGCAAGACAGCAAAACUAAUACCAGUCGGCUCUUCAGGAAAAACUCGUGUUCUCACCUGUCGCGUAGCCUAUCUCAUCAAAAACACUGGGAUUGAUCCAAAGGAUCUUGCAGUAGUGACAUUCACUAACAAAGCCGCCAAUGAGAUGAAGAAUCGGCUAUACGUCCUUCUUGGUGCAAAGCUAGCCAAUGAGAUAGUCAUGGGCACUUUCCACGGUGUUUGCGUCAGAUUUUUGCGCCAACACGGCUCCAAAGUUGGCUUGAAGGCGAAUUGGGUGAUUUGCGAUCGCAAACAGCAGCUUGCGUAUUGCAAGCAUGUGCUGAAGGAUCCAAAGGUCAAAGCUCGAAUGGCUGGAUCGGUCCUGCUUAAGUUCACCGAUGAAUCAUUGUUGGACUAUGUCUCCAAGAGAAAAUCGAAAGGCGAAGCCUUUGAGGCAUGCCAAAAGACCAAAAAAGAUCCAUUCACGAAUGAACUCUUCGACGCCUAUAAUUCUGCCCUAAGAGACGAUAAUUGCUUAGACUUCGAUGAUCUACUCACUUACGGGUUCGUUCGACAUCAUAUGUACACAAGGCUUCAUCUACCAGCUCAUAUAGUUGCAUCUUUUGCCUGUAUCAGCGAACGACUGUUUCGGUGCCAUCCUCAAGUCAUAUCUUACAUCAGACAUGUAUUGAUUGACGAGUUUCAAGAUACAAACGUGGUACAGUAUCAGAUGAUGAAACAUAUGGCAUAUCGUGGUGCUGUCACCAUUGUCGGUGACCCUGAUCAAGGUAUAUAUGGUUGGCGUAGUGCCGAAGUCGGAAACUUGAUGAGAAUGAGGGAAGAACUACCGCUCAAGCUCGCUCAUCCUAAAUGCAUCUCUUUCUGUUGUGCAGCAAGGUAUUAUUCUCUGCAUCAGAAAGUGAAGCAUGGAUCAGAUUUUGAUGAAUGCCUCUCCUCUUUAUACACAGAUACUCAGAGGAUUGACAAGAGUCUGUUCACUUCUCAUCCAAAGGUUUCACUUCCAGUCCUGCAAGCGUUUCGUAAACCGCCAGAUGAAUCCGAAUUCAUUGUCCGCGAAAUUCAGCGCCUUAUUGCUCAUACUGGCGGCCAACUGAACUUUAAUGACUUCAGUAUCCUCAUUAGGUAUGGUGCUCUCAGUCGAAAUGUUGAAGCUGCACUCCAAGCUGCUCAUAUUCCAACACGCAUGGUCGGGGGGGUUAAGUUCUUUGAGCGAACUGAGGUUAAAGACAUUAUUGCAUAUUUGCAACUUGCCGACAAUCCCAUGUUUGUACCAGCGUUUGACAGAAUUGCCAAUGUUCCCGCUCGUGCCAUUGGCGCAGUAACUAUUAAAGCCAUAAAAGAAGCAGCUAAAGCUUCGGAAUCAAACCCAAUGGAGAUCAUGAGACGAGUAGUCAGAGGUGACUCUUUCCCUGGCUUAAGUCAAACGCACAGAUCCAAAUUCAAGAAAUUCUUGUGUGUGAUUGGCAAGAUUCAGAGUAUGGCCAGGUCGGGCUCUUCGAUUGUCGAGAUUAUUGACACGCUGAUAGCACAAGUUAACUACGUGGCACAUCUGCAAGCCCCUAGCUUGUCAGAUGCAGAUGAGCGACUCCAGAAUGUCGAAGAGUUGAAGUCGUUUGCUCUCCAUUUGGAAGGUGGAAGCUCACCGUCUAGCUCGCAGCCCACGCAGUCUGGGGAAGACACCGAUACUCUUGAUUGGAAGGUUCUCGGAAACGAUGAUGAAGCAUUGGCUGAUCUUGAGAUAGAACCGCUCAAUUCGGACGAAGAGCCUACGGGUUUACGCAGAUUUUUGACAGAGUCUAUGCUGUCUACCGACACUGAAGCCGAAGAAGGAAAAGCAAACAAAAACGCGCCAAAAGUCACCAUUUCAACGUGCCAUGCCUCGAAGGGUUUAGAAUGGCCGGUUGUAUUUGUCCCUGCUGUGGAAAAUGGUAUAUUCCCUUUUUAUCGGUGCAAAGAUGAAGAAUCUGAAAAGGAGGAACGGCGACUAUUGUUUGUUGCCAUGACUCGGGCGCAAGGUCUUUUGUACUUGAGUCAUUGUGGUCAACGUAUGGCCGGAGCGGAAACCCGAAAUCAAAGUAUCUCUCCUUUUGUUUCGUCACUGACAACCCAAACUACAACUACAAAAUCAAAAUCGUCAAAUAAUGCAGUGUUUACUUCGAAGCGUCCUAUGUUGGAUGAGACUGUGCGGCAGGAACUUUCGGAUGUUCUUAGUCGACCAAUGCCUUCGAAGCAGGAUGUUACUACUGCAAUCGAAAAGUACCAGCGUAUCGCAGGAGUUGAAGCUCAAACUUCAAAUCUCCAGGGCUCGGACAACAGCCAAUCGAAUUAUGCCUUCCAAGACCCAAGUUAUAAUCGCUGGGGCUCCAGUUCGACGAGCUUCAAUGCGGUCGGUCACAAUGGCGUAGGCUCACAAGCCCCGUCAAGCUCGGCUGGAAGAUUUUCGUCCUCUCAGCCUACUCCUACUAUAAAACCAUACGGCUUCAACCGACCAGGAUCGCAAGUGCCACCGGUCGCAGCUGGCAAAUUUGUCUCCACACAACCUAGCUCGGCUAUGCCGGGAUUUUCAUCCGCAGCGGUUUAUACAUCACAUGAAUCGCAGGCUGGAGCUACUUCCAAUAACACCAAACAAUUUGUUCCUGUUCUGAAAGCAUAUGGCUUCAACAGGCCAGGUUCACAGGCUCCUCCAGCGCCAAAAAGUGGUACUUUGGGGGUUUUAUCCGCCACUACCGCUGGUAGCAAAAAUAUCUCGGCACCUUUCAUUCCACAGAUCCCCCGCAAACCACUUGCGCCAUUAACUGAAGCGGUUCAAAAUUUACCUGAAACUCGAUUGAGCCGCGGGGCCCAGGUUAUUCUCGACUUGACUGGUGAUAGCUCAAGUGAUACGGCAGUAGGUAGCACCAAAGUCUCACUGGCUGGCUUUCAAGCUUCCUCCUCGAGCUUCAUGGUCGGUCUCAAACAUACCCUCCCACAAGAUUCGAACUCGGCUGUCGUAAACAAAAAGCAGAAGAAGCCGCCUGUGAAGAAAGUUGCCGGGGGGUCAACGAGUCAAAAGAAGCCAACCAAGAAAGGGAAAGGGAAGUCAAAAGCAUAA
This is a messenger RNA of Melampsora larici-populina 98AG31, 3276 nucleotides long. RefSeq lists its product as uncharacterized. Gene Ontology annotation, cellular component: nucleus. Bases 1 to 3276 code for a protein of 1091 amino acids. Gene Ontology annotation, biological process: recombinational repair. The transcript has 15 exons. The record is from RefSeq and is a predicted model, not a curated record. Gene Ontology annotation, molecular function: 3'-5' DNA helicase activity; DNA binding; hydrolase activity. Lineage: Eukaryota; Fungi; Basidiomycota; Pucciniomycetes; Pucciniales; Melampsoraceae.